AUGCAGAAUAUUGUAUAUCCGAUCUUGUCUCUCUUGCUGUCAUUCAAUUUGGUGCAAUCAUUGCCUGUAGUGAAUACCAAAUAUGGUUCAAUAGCUGGUUUUCAGGAAAAUGGUGUCAAUGCAUUUCUUGGUGUUCCGUAUGCCGAACCUCCUAUUGGAAACCUAAGAUGGAACAAUCCAGUAGAGAAAAACAAGUGGGUAAAUACAUACAACGCCACUCAGCUUCAACCAGGUUGUCCACAGAAAGGAUGCAAAGACACGAACCCAUCAUUCGUCUGUCCUGAUAAGACUUCUGAAGACUGUCUAUAUUUAAACAUUUGGACUCCUUUGAGUGCUAAUUCAUCCACAGCUUUUCCGGUAAUGGUAUAUUUGCAUGGAGGCAACUUUGUCCAUAUGAGCGUUUCUUCCAUGCUGUUUAACGGCCAAUAUUUUGUAAAGUUGGGACAAGUAAUACUGGUAACACUAGAUUACAGACUGGGUGCAUUGGGGUUUCUGUUGACAAAAGAUACACCCACUCAGAAAGGAGCUACAGGCAACUAUGGUAUACUAGAUCAACAAUUUGCAUUGAAAUGGGUGGCAGAAAAUAUCAAAUACUUCGGAGGAGACCCAAAUAAGGUAACAUUGUUUGGACAAAGCGCAGGUGCACAGUCAACUGUUAUCCACCUAAUGAAUGCUGAAAGUUCAAUAUAUUUCCAAAAGGCUAUAAUAGAAAGUGCACCGAUAUCUAUCCCGUUCAAAGACCGGGCUGAAGAACUUUUCCUUGGAGAAAUGAUAACACUAGAACUUGGAUGUCAGCCAAAUGACAUGGCAUGUCUCCGUUCUAAAACCGCCGAUGAAGUUGCAUUAGCACAAAAAACUGUUCGCGGUUACCCAAGUUCAAUAAAACUUUUAGAAUUCUUUGAGCCUUUGGGACCGUAUGUUGAUGGUCAGGUUGUACCAUUUCAACCUCUAGAGGCAGCACGACGUGGUUAUUUACAGAAGAAGCCAUUUAUCAUCGGAUCUUUGACGGAAGAAACGAGAAUUUUUAUUUUUGAAGCAUGGAAUCAUACGAUUAGUCCUACAUUGUAUGCAGAAGCACUUCUAGCAACGUUUGGACGCAACGUUGUUGAAAUCUUAGGAAUGUACCCCCCUAACAACCCUGAAGACGAACGCGAUGACUUGCAAAUUGCGUCUACUGAUUUUAUUUUCACCUGCCCGACGAGGAAUUUUACCAGAUCAGUGAAAACGAAAACCAGCAUUGACGCAUGGGUUUACAUUUUUGAUCAUUUCUUUUCAUUUAAUGGCUGGGGGAAAUUCACAGAGUGUAACUAUCAUGUGUGUCAUGGUUCAGAUAUUCCAUACGUGUUUCAAUCAUUCCGUUACAGUGCUAAUUUUACAACAACACCUGAGGAGAAUAUAAUGUCUGAUAAUUUGAUAAACUAUUUUACCAAUUUUGCCAAAAAUGGAGAUCCAUCAGUAGGCAAUCCAAUUCCUUUCAACUGGCCAAAAUAUGGCAAAAAUACUAACUGGCAAAGUUUGAGAUUUAAAACCCCAGCCAGUGAGUUAGACAGUGUAUUUAGGGACAAUUAUUGUACAUUUUGGGAUACAAUAGGGUACAGUGCAUGAUCUUCGGCUUUAUUGUUAUAUGAAUCAUUAGAUAUUAUUAAAUUGCCUGCAGUUAAAAAUU
Messenger RNA from Mytilus californianus (California mussel), 1666 nucleotides. RefSeq names its product cAMP-regulated D2 protein-like. The record is from RefSeq and is a predicted model, not a curated record. The transcript is spliced from 5 exons. NCBI's taxonomy places the organism in Eukaryota, Metazoa, Mollusca, Bivalvia, Mytilida, Mytilidae. Bases 1 to 1605 code for a protein of 534 amino acids.